AUGAGCUUCUAUUCUAAUCUUCCCAGUAUUCAGAAUAAUGAUUCAUCGAAUUCUGUCUACCCAACAAUAUAUGAACCUAUUUCAUCUUCGGAGAUUGAUGAACUAGUACCUUACUCUGUUAGAUAUAUACUGACUAACUACUGGAUCACAAGAUAUCCUAAUUGGUAUACGUUACAAGUGAACAAUUAUUUCGAUGAAUGGUUUAAUCUUGGGUUGAAAGGGUUAAUUGAAUGGCACCAUAUAGACAAAUAUAAUUCAACCUUUAUUGACAAAUUCUACGGUUUACAAAGAUUUAAUGCAGAAAAUAAGGUUUUACUUAAAUCUCAUGUUAAAGACAAUUCUAUCGAUAAGAAAUGGCCUUUAGGAUUGCAAUUAACGAAGUUACAGAAACGAGCACUAUUCAUUGAACAAAUUGUAUUUCCAUAUUUUAGAACUAAAUUAGAUCAUUAUCAUGAUACACUAACCCAUUUAGUUAUUCAAAAUGAGGAAGGCACUGAAAUGGUUCCAGGAUUAAGCAAAUACAUGAAGGUACUAUUUCGGAAAUUUUAUCCUAUUAUAAAAAGGUGCUUUCAAAUAUUCAAUUUACUUAUUAAGUUGAAAUUUUUAGCAGGCAAAACUGGCUCGCUGUCUUUGAUUGAUUAUUUGUUUAAUAUUGCAUAUUCAAGGGCAUUAUUUCCCUUGGAAUCUAAAAAUAGAUCACUUACACAGAAUAUCGGCAGGCAUAAUAGAGAAAGGUUACAGAGACAAAAUUAUUAUAAAUUUAGAAGUAAUUUUAAUGAAAAUUUCACUGAUACAUUAUCUGUUCUGUCAUAUCUUGGGACCAAAGUAUUUCCUACCUUUUUAUUUACUUUAAGAAUAUAUCAAUGGUGGACUGCCGAAAAUAUAUCUUCGAAAAUUGAAAGGAAACUUAAUAAUAUUGAUAGAGCUAUACCAAGACCCCCUUUGACUGAAUCCAAUUUGCAACAAAAUAGAAAAUCAGCAGAUAAGUGUCCCGUCUGCAAAGAUAAAAUUCAAAAUCCCUGUGUAAUAGAAACAGGUUAUGUCAUGUGUUAUCCUUGUGCUUUAGAUUAUAUUACUCAGCAUGAAGGAAGAUGUCCAGUCACUAACAAAAAACUGCUUGGAUGUAAAUACAACAGUUUAACCAAAAAUUGGAACAUAGUAAAUGGUAUUCGUAGACUCAUUAUCUAA
Tetrapisispora phaffii CBS 4417 is the source of this 1188-nucleotide messenger RNA. RefSeq names its product ubiquitin-protein ligase peroxin 12 (gene PEX12). The coding region runs from base 1 to 1188 and encodes 395 amino acids. Lineage: Eukaryota; Fungi; Ascomycota; Saccharomycetes; Saccharomycetales; Saccharomycetaceae. Gene Ontology annotation, biological process: protein monoubiquitination; protein import into peroxisome matrix. The record is from RefSeq and is a predicted model, not a curated record. The transcript has a single exon. Gene Ontology annotation, molecular function: ubiquitin-protein transferase activity; protein binding; zinc ion binding. Gene Ontology annotation, cellular component: peroxisomal membrane; peroxisomal importomer complex.